Messenger RNA from Rhodofomes roseus, 2199 nucleotides. Its product is annotated as P-loop containing nucleoside triphosphate hydrolase protein. Gene Ontology annotation, biological process: double-strand break repair via homologous recombination. Gene Ontology annotation, cellular component: cytoplasm; chromosome; nucleus. NCBI's taxonomy places the organism in Eukaryota, Fungi, Basidiomycota, Agaricomycetes, Polyporales, Fomitopsidaceae. Gene Ontology annotation, molecular function: ATP binding; four-way junction helicase activity; nucleic acid binding. Bases 1 to 2199 code for a protein of 732 amino acids. The record is from RefSeq and is a predicted model, not a curated record. The transcript has 4 exons.
AUGUCAACAUCCGAGGCAACCUGGCCCAUCCAACGCAUUCGGGAUCUUGUCACGACAAAAUUCGACAAACGAGCGUGUCUGUUCCAGAUCAAGAUCGCAUGUGCAAUCCGACAGAGACAGAACGAUGUUGUCGGGAUUGCAGCAACAGGCUCAGGGAAGACAUUAUCAUUCUGGAUACCACUACUGAUGGCACUCGAAGACAAGGAAGACAAGUGCAUGAUCGUAGUCACACCCCUGAAUCUCCUCGGACAACAGAAUGUUGAUCUGCUCAGUAAGGCUGGGAUCGGUGCAAUAGCCGUCGAUGGAAGCAACGCCACUAAUGAGACGUUCAUGGACAUCGCUGCGGUGAAGCACCGUGUCAUAGUCAUGAACCCGGAGAUCCUGAUGCAAGAGGGCGGCCACUGCGAGAAAUUGUGGAAGAUGCCUACGUUCACGUCCAGGCUGCUCUACAUCGUCUUCGAUGAAGGCCACUGCAUACAGGAGUGGAAUGCGUUCAGAGAACAAUACAAGUAUGUAGGAAUGCUCCGUCACCUGAUCCCAAACACUGUACCCUUCUAUGUUGCAUCAGCGACUCUUCCGGCAUCUCUCCUUGUGGACGUGACCGAGCUACUACAGCUUCGCAAAGAUCGUACGGAGCAUAUCAUCCGCUCUAACGAUCGCCCGGACAUUGCACUUGGUGUGCAAAUGAUGCAACACGCGGCACAUACGUUCAAAGAUCUUGAUUUCUUGAUACCGGACAAUUUCCAGGAGGGCGAUGUACCGCCGCCAAAGUUCCUGGUCUUCUGCAACAGCGUCAAAGAAACUGAGGCUGCUUGUAAGUACUUACGACGUCGCCUUCCCCAUCACCUUCGCCAGGAGAAGAUUAAGUACUUUCAUGCCUCUAUGUCCCCCUUCUUCCGUGUCGAUGAAUACGAGAGGUUCAAGAGCGGUGAUAGAUAUGGUCUGUGCGUCACAGAUGCAUUUGGCAUGGGGCUCGAUCUGUCUGGGAUCCAGCUCAUCAUACAGUGGAAGGUGCCGACAAGCAUGAACACCUUGUGGCAGCGUUUCGGGCGCGCCGCAAGGGGACCGGGCGAAUUCGCAUUUGCUAUCCUGAUAGCAGAGAAGCAAUACUUCGAUGUGGAGAUCAAGAAGAGGGAAGAGGCGAAGGAGAAGCGCAGGGCCAGGGAAAAGCGGAGGAAGGAAGCGAAGGCGAGCGGUCCAAAAAAGAACUCACCUCAGAAACGGCGCGCGCACGCUGGUCCCAGUGAUCACCCAUCUGCCGCCGGGCCCGCAGCUCUGCCGAGUUCACGGGAUAACGCCAUGCCUGCCCGUUCAGACUGCUCGUCGGAAGGAACAGACGAUGCCGUUGAAGGCGCGAGUGCGAUCGCUGUAGGGAUACAGAGUGAUCCUGCUUUGGAGGCUCGCGAAUCCGAAGCACGCGCGGUAGCUGAUGAGGAACGGCGCUCCAUAUACAAUGAACGGGAGGAGGGACGAGUAGGCGGAGCGAUAGCACGACGCAAGGACCGCCAACCGCCCCAGGCAGCCAUCCUCGACCUGAUCAAUGCGGAUGUUCGGGAUAUUGGCUGUCGGAGGAGGCCAGUCACUUUGGUCUAUUCGAAUGACAAGCGCGACUCACCAACUGGAUGCUUACGGUGCGCCCCAACAACAUCGAUUGUAUGCUGUGACUUGUGUCAUCCUAUCGCGUUCGAGGGACUUGCAGUCUCAGGCGCCAGACCCACUAGAGGCCUCCGAAAAUCGACCAUCAAGCGAUACGACCUCGGUCAACAGGAGCGCGAUCUUCGCAACGCGCUGCUGAAGUGGUCGGACGAUGAGACGGAGAGCAUCUACGGCCCAACAGUGCUCAACAUCUACGCGGGAAGUUUGUUCCUCCCACUCGACAUGCUAGAUCGGAUCGUCGACUGCGCUCACGCCGGCAAGCUAUCAUCACGGGAAGACUUCAAACGCGAGAUUGUCUCUGCCAAGGACUGGGCAGAGAGAUACAUGGACAAGGUGCUCGAGAUAAUCCGUGGUAUAUACCCACAACCUGCCGACCCGGAGCCGAUACCGCCGCCAGCACCUCAGGCUGGUGAUCUGGCCGACAAUGCUCCUCAACCAGAAGCCACGCGUCGGAAGAAGGCUCGGACGUAUGUAUGCAGUCGGUGUGGACAGCCCGGCCACAACAGUGCGUACUAUCUUUAUUCUCUUGCCGUUCUAGUCUGA